This is a messenger RNA of Erythranthe guttata (spotted monkey flower), 849 nucleotides long. Lineage: Eukaryota; Viridiplantae; Streptophyta; Magnoliopsida; Lamiales; Phrymaceae. The record is from RefSeq and is a predicted model, not a curated record.
AUGUUGGAUCAUCCAAUAUCUUCCGACAACCAGUCCCAUAAAAAACCUAAAAGUAAUCUUCCUUCAAGAAACCCAAUUCGGGCUUUCUUCUACAAAACUUUCCAGCUUUUCAUAAUCCUCCUCGUUCAAUUCUUCGUUCUCCAAUUCAUUUUCAGCGCUCCGUCGAAAUCUGCGUUGUUACUUUCUAAUCAGAACUUGCCGGAAACUAUUUCGCUGCCGCCACCGCCGCCGCCAAUCGCAGAGGUAAGAAUAAGUUCAGAGAAAUCGAAGACUGGUGCCGAUUCAGUUCACCGGAAAAAUGGAGGAGUACUCUCGUCCGAGAAAUUGGUCGGUAAAUGCGAGCAUGGGAUGGUGUACGUGUACGAACUUCCGGCGAUGUUUAACCAGGAGUUGCUGGACAACUGCGGCGAUUUAGAUCCAUGGCACUCGCGUUGCAACGCAGUUUCGAAUCGAGGCCUCGGGCCGAGAGCGGCCGGGCUUUCCGGCGUGCCGGAAAAUCUUCUUCCGUCGUGGUACUGGACGGAUAUGUUCGCCGGGGAAAUUAUCUACCACGCCAGAAUCAUGGACCACGCGUGCCGGACGACGGUGCCGGAGCUCGCCACGACGUUCUACAUACCGUUCUACGCCGCCGUCGCCGUCGGGAAGUACUUGUUCACGAGCUACACGGCCAAGGAGCGGGACACGCUCUGCGAGGGGCUGCUCCGGUGGGUCAGCGAUCAGCCGCCGUGGCGGAGAUCCAACGGCUCCGAUCACUUCAUCAUGCUCGGAAGGAUGACUGCUCAUCUUAUUAAGCGUGCUUCUGAACAAGUGGUUAAGUGCUUACCGAAUCAGUCCAAAAUAUUUGGCUGA